AUGGAGGCUGAUUCUCCCCAUGCUUCCUACCCUGAUUUGUCGGGCAAGGUUGCCCUCAUCAUGGGCAUUGGGCAGACGGCCGUGCCAAAUUCGACGAAAUGGGGCAACGGAGCAGCCAUGGCCUACCGGCUCUCCCAGAACCAUGUCAAGAUAUUCGGGUGCGACCUUAGCAUCGAGGCUGCAAAGAACACGCAAUCCCGCCUCCCCGGCCAGUGCGAUGUCAUGGUGGCCGACGUCACGUCGGCGGCCGAUGUCUCCAAGGUUGUCAGCGCGUGCUUGGACAAGCAUGGACGCAUUGAUAUCUUGGUCAACAACGUUGGGUUUCCCAUUCUAGGGGACGCUGUGACGCUUCCUGAAGAGGCCUGGGACAAACAGAUCAACGUCAACCUCAAAAGCGUCUACCUAGCCUGCCAUUUCGUUCUUCCCGUCAUGGAGAAGCAGAGGUCAGGCACUGUCAUCAACAAUGCCUCCAUCGCCGGUCUACGCUACCUGGGCAAGCCUCAAAUCGCCUAUAACAGCGCCAAGGCCGCCGUCAUUCACUUCACACAGGUGACUGCAGCCGAGUUUGCCAGCAAGGGUAUUACGUUAAACUGUGUUGUGCCGGGCCUGAUCCUCACGCCGUUGGUGGAGAAGUGGGAGCAUAGCGAUAGUGAGACUGAGAGGAGAAUGUUUCACAAACUCACAAACAGCAAUGUUCCGAUGGGGAAGAUGGGGACUGGUUUCGAUGUGGCGAAUGCUGUUUUGUUCCUCAGUAGUGAGGGCGCCAGGUAUAUGACUGGCCAGUCUUUGAUACUGGAUGGCGGCCUUGUCGUCUCAACGGGUACUUGA
Ilyonectria robusta is the source of this 828-nucleotide messenger RNA. RefSeq names its product putative short chain type dehydrogenase. Gene Ontology annotation, molecular function: oxidoreductase activity, acting on the CH-OH group of donors, NAD or NADP as acceptor. The coding region runs from base 1 to 828 and encodes 275 amino acids. The record is from RefSeq and is a predicted model, not a curated record. The transcript has a single exon. Lineage: Eukaryota; Fungi; Ascomycota; Sordariomycetes; Hypocreales; Nectriaceae.